Messenger RNA from Sciurus carolinensis (gray squirrel), 2533 nucleotides. RefSeq names its product mitochondrial translational initiation factor 2 (gene Mtif2). Gene Ontology annotation, biological process: translational initiation. NCBI's taxonomy places the organism in Eukaryota, Metazoa, Chordata, Mammalia, Rodentia, Sciuridae. Gene Ontology annotation, molecular function: translation initiation factor activity; GTPase activity; GTP binding. The record is from RefSeq and is a predicted model, not a curated record.
GAUCUCCGACUGGGAUCAGAAUCGAGAGAUCAGAAAAAAUGAGGCUCAUAGGAAAGAAGUGAUUUUCUCAAUCAAGAUGACACUUGCUGCUAAGUAUCAGAGGAGGAAAAACAUGAACCAGAAGCUACUGAAGUUGGAGAAUUUGCUACAUUUUCACACUGUGUGUAGGCAUCUGCACAGCCUGAGUCAAAGAAGAACAUUACUACAGUGGAGACAUGGAUUUUCAUCUGCUUACCCAGUGUGGACAGCUCAGCUAUGUGCCUGGCCUUGGCAGACAGAUGUGCUCAUUGGGGCUGCUUUAUCACAAUACAGGCUUCUAGUAACAAAGAAGGAAAAAAGACCAUGGAAAUCUCAAUUAUCUUCAACAAAAUCUAAAAAGGAGGUAGAAGUAUGGAUUGGAAUGACUGUUGAAGAACUGGCCACAGCAAUGGAAAAAGACAUAGAUUAUGUAUAUGAAGCUUUAUUGAAUACUGCUAUUGAUGUAGAUUCACUAGAAGCACACUCACAGUUGGAUGAAAUGUGGAUCAAAGAAGUAAUAAAGAAGGCAGGGAUGAAGUUGAAGUGGAGCAAAUUAAAACAGGACAAAGUCAGAGAAAAUAAAGAUGCUGUAAGAAGGCCCCAGGCAGAUCCAGCUUUAUUAACUCCAAGGUCCCCUGUUGUUACUAUAAUGGGCCAUGUUGAUCAUGGGAAAACGACGUUACUUGACAAACUUCGAAAAACUCAAGUGGCAGCAAUGGAAGCUGGAGGCAUCACUCAGCACAUUGGUGCCUUUCUGGUCUCUCUGCCUUCUGGGGAAAAUAUAACCUUUCUUGAUACUCCAGGACAUGCUGCCUUCUCAGCAAUGAGAGCUAGAGGUGCUCAGGUCACUGACAUUGUUGUGUUGGUUGUAGCUGCGGAUGAUGGGGUGAUGAAACAAACUAUAGAAUCUAUUCAGCAUGCUAAAGAUGCUCAAGUUCCUAUUGUCCUUGCAAUAAAUAAAUGUGACAAAGCUGAGGCUGAUCCUGAAAAUGAAAAAGAGUUGCUGGCUUAUGAUGUGGUGUGUGAAGAUUAUGGAGGGUAUGUUCAAGCAGUGCAUAUCUCUGCACUCACGGGUGAUAAUCUGAUGGCUUUGGCAGAAGCAACCAUGGCUCUCGCAGAAAUGUUAGAAUUAAAAGCAGAUCCCACUGGUCCAGUGGAAGGAACAGUAAUUGAGUCUUUCACAGACAAAGGAAGAGGUCCUGUUACUACAGCUAUAGUUCAAAGAGGAACUUUGAGAAAAGGCUCAAUUUUGGUUGCUGGGAAGAGUUGGGCAAAAGUACGCUUAAUGUUUGAUGAAAAUGGAAAAACAAUCAAUGAAGCCUAUCCCAGCAUGCCAGUGGGAAUUAUAGGCUGGAGGGACCUUCCUUCUGCAGGAGAUGAAAUUCUUGAAGUAGAAUCUGAGUCAAGGGCACGUGAAGUUAUUGACUGGAGGAAGUUCGAACAAGAACAGGAGAAAAGUAAAGAUGAUCUGAAAAUACUAGAAGAAAAACGAAAGGAACACCAAGAAGCAUAUCGAAAAGCCCGUGAGAAGUAUGGCACUUUGCACUGGAAGAAGAGAUCAUUUAUAAAGUAUCUAGAAAGAAAAGAACAAAAACCCUUAAAGCCAAAAGAGAAAAUAGAAAGAGAUUCAAAUGUACUACCUAUAAUUAUUAAAGGUGAUGUUGAUGGUUCUGUUGAGGCCAUCUUAAACAUUAUGGAUACCUAUGAUGCUUCACAUGAAUGUCAGCUAGAUUUAGUACAUUAUGGAGUGGGUGAUAUUAGUGAAAAUGAUGUUAACUUGGCUGAAACAUUUGAUGGUGUUAUAUAUGGUUUUAAUGUGAAUGCAAGCAAUGUUCUCCAGCAGUCAGCUGCAAAAAAGGGAGUAAAAAUUAAACUUCAUAAAAUCAUUUACCGUCUUAUUGAAGAUUUGCAGGAGGAACUGAGCAGCAGAUUGCCCUGUAUUGUAGAGGAACACCUAAUAGGUGAGGCUUCUAUACUAGCUACCUUCUCUGUAACAGAAGGAAAGAAGAAAAUUCCUGUGGCUGGCUGCAGAGUCCAAAAGGGACAUUUAGAAAAACAAAAAAAAUUUAAAUUAAUUCGCAAAGGACAGGUUAUUUGGAAAGGCUCAUUGACCUCAUUGAAACACCAUAAAGAUGACAUCUCAGUUAUCAAAACUGGAAUGGACUGUGGUCUCAGUUUAGAUGAAGAAAAAGUGGAAUUCCAAGUGGGAGAUGAAAUUGUUUGUUAUGAAGAAAGGGAAGUUUUACCUAAGACUUCUUGGGAUCCAGGAUUUUAAAACUGUAUUAAAAAUGCCAGUGAUGAAAUGUCUUUGCUUUAUUUUAUAUCAACUAGUUUUGUUAUAUCGAAGGUAAAAAUUUGCCACUAAACGAUCAAAAGGUAUACCAUGUGUAUUAGAGCAUGUCAGAUUGCUACAGAAAUAAAAUGUUCAAGGAUGUCUCCAAUGAAAUUCUCAAGUGGGAACAUUAAAAAAAAAAAAAAAAGGAAUUGGUAGCAUUACCACUGAAUGUAAGUUUAA